AUUGGACAAUGAAGCAAUGCUGCCCUACUGACACCUGUCAAAAAAAUACCGGUGUGCUGCCCCAAAUUUGGGAAACGCUCAUCUCUCAAGGUCUUCAUCAAAUUAUGGAUCUACCGCAUCCUUGGACUUAGGAUUACUUUAGAAAUGGGUACACGAAAAUCUGGAAGCGGAGGAGGACGCGGCAAUGCAGGAGUUCUCAAGGAUAGGGCAAAUAUGUCCUUUAUGCUUGUGGUCAUGUUUUUUGCCGUCUUUGGACUUAUUGUUUUCACUGAAAUAUUUCUCAUAGACGAAAGGCAUGGGACCAAUGCGGCAAAUGGUGGAGCAAUUGCUCACCGAAAUGGACAUCGAUUAGCAGCUGCACCAGAUCGUCCAGAUUACGAAGAAGUUGGAGCUGAAGAUUAUAAGGGCAGCUUCGAUGAUCACGUUGGCUUGUUAGUCCAUCAGAUUCCACCAGAUCCACGAGCUUUGCCGAGCUUACCCCCCAGCUUAGAAGCUCGUCUCCCUCAGCUCGAUCAAAAGCUUCGAGUCACGCAUGCUGAAUGGCUUGCAGUUACUAACACCAGAUUCAAGUUCUUUGUUUAUUCGGCCUAUUUCGACGACAGAAUAGUGGGAGGAUCUGGGAAUCGAAAAAGUCCGGGAUUAAUUCGUGUUAUUGGGGCAACCAAAACAAAAAGUCCCGAGAGAGUAUGGUGUCGUCUUUGGUAUUCAGAUCAAAAUCUCACUUCUUCCACGACAGUUCCUGCCAAAGUUAAGGUCAUUAGAGAAAAUUGGAAUUUAAAGUACAGUGCUUGCUUUGUAAUAUGUCCGAUUCCAAAAGACUCUCCCACUAAGGAAAAAAUACCGGAGACAGUCAGUAUUGUUGCCAAACUUCGAGCAUCUCCCUCAAAUCGCAUUUUAGUGCAAAAUCGACCACACGCCAGAUCUGUGAAUAAAAAUAACCUUGCGAUUUGCGUCAAACCCUUACACUACGAUUACAAUCGGGUUUUGCAAUUAGUGGAGUUUAUUGAACUGUACAGACUCUUAGGUGCCACUCAUGUCACUCUUUACAAUGAUACGGUUGGUCCUGACGCUGGAUGUGUAUUGAGAUAUUACGAGCGAAAGGGUUACGUUACUGUACUCCCUUGGCAUCAUCUGGAUAUGAUCUCACAGAGGGAGAUUCGUACCGAAGGAUUAUUUGCUGCACUAAAUGACUGCCUCUAUCGAUCGAUGUAUACCUUUGAGUACGUCGCUUUGGUGGAUUUGGAUGAGUUCAUCAUUCCCAGACACGAUAAUACAAUAAUCGAGCUUAUACGGUGGAUGGGCACACGAAUCAGCACAAAAUCAACGGGAGCAUUUUCAUUUCAAAAUGCAUUCUUCUAUCUUCAAUGGGCCGAUGAUCCGUACAUAGCAAGCAGUCGAAAUCCCUCAGAAACUCAUCUCAUCACAUUGAGAAAAACGAGACGUCGAUUAAAACUUCAUCCACAUAAGCAACGAUCGAAAUACGUUUGCAAACCAAAAGAAGUUGUUGAAGCGGGAAAUCAUUUUGUCUGGGAAUUAAUUCCCGGUCAUGGAACAGUGAAUGUUCCACCUGAUGCAGCAAUUUUGCAUCAUUAUCGUGUUUGUGAAUUUGGUGGGGAUGAUUGUGUUAAAACUCAAUCCGUUGUUGAUAAAACGGCCUAUAAAUAUAUUGAAAAAUUAACAAAAAAUGUACAUAGAACGUGUAAAGAAUUAAGUAGUGAAUGUUCUUUACCGGAACUUAAAAUAGCAUUAAAUAUAUCGAAAAAUAAUUCCAAUAAUAUUUUCGAUAAACGACAUAAUUUUAAUUUGAUGAAUAAAAAAAAUAUUAACAAAAAUAAACAGAAUAUCAAUAAAGACGAUGAUGAUGAUGAUAAUAAUAGAAUAGAAAAUGAUAGGAAAAUUCUUUUACAAAAAUUAGCGAAUACAAUUGAUAAAAAUCAUUAUCAAGCUAAUGAUAAUGAUAAAUUUGAUAAUAAUAUUAUAAUUGUAGUUAUUAUUCUCAUUGCAGUUGCGAUAAAACUAAAAUGGAUUUUCAAUUAUUUAAAAUGGUGCUAAUGAAAACAUGUUUUCAAAUUCCUUUUUAAUAUUCAAUUUGAAUUCAAUUUGUUUAAGAAUUUGUUCAAGAAAUAUUUAUACUGUCAUCAAUCAUGAUUUUUGAUAAAUUUAUUUGUACACAAUUUUUAGUCUUUCCAUAAAAGCAAAAUAAUUAAUUAACAUCAAGAGUCGAAUUUCGAUGUGAUUUUCCGAAAAGAAAUUUUAUGAAAAUGACUCGUU
Leptopilina heterotoma is the source of this 2271-nucleotide messenger RNA. RefSeq lists its product as uncharacterized. Bases 145 to 2052 code for a protein of 635 amino acids. NCBI's taxonomy places the organism in Eukaryota, Metazoa, Arthropoda, Insecta, Hymenoptera, Figitidae. The record is from RefSeq and is a predicted model, not a curated record. The transcript has 8 exons.